GCCAGGGUAAAGAUUUAUAUGCUGCUUAUCUGUGCUUACGCAUUUAAUACGCACAUCAUCAUCUAUGAAUAUCAAUAGAAUUCUAUUGCCUCAAAACCUAAAAGAUUCCAAUAAGCUGAAGAUGCCAGUCUGCAUGGAUUGCUUGCUCCUACAGUUACUCCUGAUGCUGCAUAUGUUCAUGUUAUCAUCCUAUUUUAUAUGACCUCAGAGUUUACAAGUUUUUGACAACUAGAAUAAGAAAAGUUAUUCAUCAUAUGCUUUACAACCAGAUCUUUACCCACUGCACCCAAUGCAUGAAGGGAAACAUCAUCUGAAGGUACAAUGCAAUUACAAUACUGUUUUGAAACAAUGAACAAGUCGUGCGAAAAGAAUAACUGGUCAAACAGCAUAAGGAUUCCUAUGUAUGUGUUCAUGGUAAGCACCAUUUUGGCCACAUUGGCUGGAAAUCUUGCUGUGAUCAUCUCUAUAGCUCAUUUCAAGCAGCUUCACUCACCAACAAAUUACCUGAUCCUUUCUAUGGCUACCGUGGACUUUCUAUUGGGAUGCCUUGUUAUGCCAUAUAGUAUGGUGAGAUCAGUGGAGAACUGCUGGUAUUUUGGAGAAAUCUUCUGUAAAAUCCAUACAGGAACAGACAUAAUGCUCAGUACAGCUUCCAUAUUUCAUCUCUCAUUUAUCUCUGUAGAUAGAUAUUACGCAGUAUGUGACCCACUGAGAUAUAAGACAAGAAUAAAUCUUUUUACAGUACUUGCAAUGAUCGCUACCAGUUGGGUGGUACCUGCUAUUUUUGCCUUUGGUAUGAUCUUUCUUGAGCUUAAUAUAAAGGGUGCGGAAUCCUAUUUCUACAAUGAGGUCAGCUGUGUUGGAGGGUGCUUUGUGUUUUUUAGUGAAACAUCUGGGGUAGUAGCCUCCAUGUUGUCCUUUUUUAUUCCUGGAUUUAUUAUGAUCUGUGUUUAUGGAAAAAUAUACAUCAUUGCCAGGAGACAAGCAAGGUCAAUAAAAGAUGCUACGAAUCAGACCCAAUUCCAGAUCGCUCUCGAAGAAGCACAACAAGGAUCCCGAUGCAGAGAGAGGAAAGCGGCCAAAACCCUGGGAACAAUCAUGGGAGUUUUCCUUAUUUGUUGGUCGCCCUUCUUUUUCUCCACAGCUACCGAUCCAUUUAUGAACUAUGGUAUUCCACCUAUUGUCAUCGACGCAUUUGUAUGGAUUGGAUAUUUAAAUUCAACCUUCAACCCAUUGGUCUAUGCUUUCUUCUAUUUGUGGUUCCGGAGAGCUUUAAAAAUGAUCUUGUUUGGAAAAGUUUUUCAUGUUGAUUCUUCUAGAACGAUUUUAUAUUAUGAGUAAUUUAUCAAAACCUUUAGGAAAAAAAAAGAAAGAAUGAACGCUGAAACAAUUGCAUGUGACUGAAAAGGCAUAUCGGGGGAAAAUAAAAAGACAAACAAAACCUUAGCAAUAUUGUAUCACAAAGUACUCUACUUCGAAAAUACCCUUUUUUUUUUUUGUACUACUGCUGGUAUCUUGAGAGAAGGAUCAACUUUAAUAAAUUAUUUUAGUAUUUUGGUGUAAAGGAAAAUUGGAUGCAUUCCUCAAACUCAUGUUGCUCUUUUAGUCACUGGAUUUGAACACGUAGAAUGGUAGAGCUUUUCAAAGUUUUCUUCUAUGGAACUUGUAUGCAGAGUGACUAUAUUCUAUUAGCUGAACCAGCAUCUCCUCUAAAAGAAUCACCCAUCUGCACAGAGCAAGGUACUGGUUGGCUAGAAAGCUGCCUCCGAUACAGCUGAGGGUGGGAAAUUACUGACUCUUAUCAGAGAGAUUAACUGUGUGUAUAGACUUAUUGCUACAUGCAAAAAGAAAGUAUAAACAUUUGCUUUCCGCCAGAAGGAAUAAAACUGUCUCGUACUACUCUGGAGAAAGUUAAUGAGAAAAAUAAAAACAAAUUAAGGAUACAAAUAAAGGAAGAUAAUUGUAUAAUUGAAUAAUUGAAUAAUUGUAAUGCUGUUUAUUA
Hyla sarda is the source of this 2002-nucleotide messenger RNA. It is a transcript of the gene TAAR1, whose product is annotated as trace amine associated receptor 1. Gene Ontology annotation, biological process: adenylate cyclase-activating adrenergic receptor signaling pathway. Gene Ontology annotation, cellular component: membrane. Lineage: Eukaryota; Metazoa; Chordata; Amphibia; Anura; Hylidae. Gene Ontology annotation, molecular function: trace-amine receptor activity. The coding region runs from base 322 to 1341 and encodes 339 amino acids. The transcript has 3 exons. The record is from RefSeq and is a predicted model, not a curated record.